Alternaria burnsii is the source of this 4056-nucleotide messenger RNA. Its product is annotated as tpr-like protein. Gene Ontology annotation, molecular function: DNA-(apurinic or apyrimidinic site) endonuclease activity; DNA N-glycosylase activity; zinc ion binding. The record is from RefSeq and is a predicted model, not a curated record. The transcript has 11 exons. NCBI's taxonomy places the organism in Eukaryota, Fungi, Ascomycota, Dothideomycetes, Pleosporales, Pleosporaceae. Bases 1 to 4056 code for a protein of 1351 amino acids. Gene Ontology annotation, cellular component: NatA complex; cytoplasm. Gene Ontology annotation, biological process: base-excision repair; N-terminal peptidyl-methionine acetylation.
AUGCCCGAGAUCGCAGAAGUUGCGCGCGUUGUUAGCUUCUUGAAGAAACAUGCAGUUGGGAAGACUAUCGAGGCCGUCAAGGCACAGGAGGACAAUAUCAUCUUUGGAAAGGUCGGCACUUCAGCGACCGCAUUCAAGGAGGCCAUGACCGGCAAGAAGAUAGUUGAUGCGCGCCAGCAAGGGAAAUACUUUUGGCUGGUCAUGGACUCGCCGCCACAUCCUCUGAUGCACCUUGGAAUGGCCGGCUGGAUGAAGUUUAGCAACGAUGAAUCAGCAUACUAUCGCCCAACAAAGCCCGAAGAAGCAGAAUGGCCACCAAAGUACUGGAAGUUCAUCUUGCAAUUGAAAGACUCCAAAAACGAAGUCGCGUUGGUGGAUGCAAGGCGACUUGCUCGUGUCAGAUUAGUCGAUGCUGCUGCCGAAGAUAUGAGGACGACUACACCACUAAAAGAGAACGGGCCGGAUCCUGUCAUCGACAAAGACAUUUUGACAGUGGAUUGGCUGAGUAAGAAACUACGGAGCAAGAAGGUGCCCGUGAAAGCAUUACUUCUUGAUCAAGCGAACAUCUCGGGUAUAGGAAACUGGGUUGGUGACGAGGUCAUGUACCAGGCUCGUCUACAUCCGGAGCAAUACAGCAACACCUUUAGCGACGAGCAGAUAAAACGGCUGCACGAUGCUAUCAUGUAUGUCUGCGAUACCGCUGUAGAGGCCAACGGGGACUCAGAUGCCUUUCCCAAAGACUGGUUGAUGAAGCACAGGUGGGGCAAAGGCAAAAAGGAAGCACAGAAGCUCCCCACUGGAGAGAAGAUUACGUUCCUCAAGGUUGGUGGGCGAACUUCGGCUAUCGUACCAAGUGUCCAGAAGAAGACAGCAGCUGUUGCUGGUGAUGUAUCUGAAAGCGCAGGUGAAGAGGAUGCAGAAGAGGAGGCGAAGCCUAAAAAGGGCGGCAAGAGGAAGGCAGAGCCUAUGAAGGAGGAAGACGACGAACCCGAGGAGGCACCAGCCGAACCAAAGCGAGGGCGCAAGAGUGCGAAGGAGCAAGUCAAGGAAGAGAUUAAGGAAGAAUCGUCCAAGGAAGCAGAAGAGGUCCCAGCCAAGGCCAAGCGCGGACGCAAGAAUGCCAAAGAGGAGGCAAAAGAGAAGACUGUCGAUGCUGCGGAGGAGAAGCUACCAGCAAGAACGAAGCCUAGCAGCAAGAAGGCAAAAGCAGAUGUCAAAGAGGUCGACGAGGCAGUCGAUGAGGAAGCAGCCGAUGUAACGGAGGACAUGCAGCCAACGAAGAAACGCAAGACUGCCACGAACGGCACGGCAAAGAAGACCAAGGCUACCGCUAAAGAAGUGACCAAAGGCGAGGAGACGAGUGAAAAGCGGCGAUCUGGACGUCUGUCAAAUGCCACAUCCACCACCAGCCACCAGUACUACGGCUGCUCAUCCAACAAUCAUUGUCGCGAUGACAUACUGCACCCAAUAAAUCAUCCUUGUAUCAACCUCAAGCCCGCCCUCGACCACGUCCCAAUUGCGUCAACUUGUCCAUUCCGACCGGAAGUUCCCACCGUCGCGAUGCCGCAACCACUCCCCAGCAAGGAGCAGACGCUGUUCCGAUCGCUCGUCAAAUUCUACGAGGGCAAGCUUUACAAGAAGGGCCUGAAAGCUGCCGAGCAGAUCUUGAAGAAGCACCCCACACAUGGCGACACCCAAGCGAUGAAGGCCCUGAUCCUCAACUCUCAGGGCCAGGGCGACGAAGCCUUCGCCCUCUGCAAGGAAGCCCUCCGCAAUGACAUGAAGUCGCACAUUUGCUGGCACGUCUACGGUCUAUUAUGGCGGUCGGUCAAGAACUACCCCGAGGCCAUCAAGUCCUACAAGAUGGCCCUGCGCCUCGAACCGGGCUCGCUGAACAUUCUCCGCGACCUCGCGCUUCUCCAGUGCCAAGUCCGCGACUACGAAGGAUACAUUGAGAGCCGGCGGAAGAUGAUGCAGGAGCGACCGCAACUGCGACAGAACUGGACGGCAUUGGCAGUAGCUUACCAUCUGUCAGGCAACUACGCCGAGGCCGAGAAUAUCCUCAAGACGUACGAGGAGACCCUCAAGCAGCCCCCGUCCAAGCUGGACCUCGAGCACUCCGAAGCGACCCUCUACAAGAACCAGAUAAUAUACGAGUCCGGCGACGUCGAGCGUGCGCUGAAGCACCUGGACGAGGUGGUGCGUGUCAGUCUGGAUCGCUGCGCCGCGUUGGAAUUGAAGGCCAAGUACCUCCUACAACUCGGACAGAAAGAGGAGGCUGAGAAGGCCUACAGAAUUCUCCUGGGCAGAAACAGCGAGUACCGCGCAUACUUCGAUGGCUUAGAAAAGUCCCUCGGGCUGGACCGAUCCAACGAUGCCGAUAUCGAGAAGCUGAACGAACUGUACCAGUCUUUCGCUAGCAAGAACGAGCGCAACGAUGCUGCGAGGCGGAUACCCUUGGACUUCCUGAAGGGCAAGGCUUUCAAGACACAAGUAGACCAAUAUCUCAGGAGGAUGCUGAACAAAGGCGUUCCCUCGACCUUCCCCAACAUUAAGUCGCUGUACCAGGAUGAGGAGAAGAAGGCAGUCAUUGAGGAGUUUGUGCUCGGCUAUGCUUCGGAAAAACAGACCAACGGCGAGAGCAACGGCGACAACUCUGAUCGUUUCGAGCAAUCUGUGCUAUACUUCCUGGCUCAGCAUUACAACUACGUCCAAAGUCGCGACUUGAACAAGGCCAUGGAGUACAUAGAUAAGCUACUGGAGAAGGAUCCAAAAUCGGUCGACUACAACCAGACAAAGGCCCGGAUCUAUAAGCACAUGGGCGACGUUCAGAAAGCUUCGGAAACGAUCAACCAUGCGCGAGAGCUUGAUGAGAGAGAUCGAUACAUCAACACCAAGUGCGCCAAGUACCAGCUGCGAAACAACGAGAACGAGACAGCACUGAACACUAUGAGUAAAUUCACUCGCAACGAGACUGUGGGAGGUCCUCUCGGCGACCUCCACGACAUGCAGUGCAUGUGGUACCUACUCGAAGAUGGCGAGGCAUACUUGCGACAAGAGAAAUAUGGCCUUGCUCUCAAGCGCUUCACAGCUAUUGCCGAUAUCUUUGACAUUUGGCAUGAGGAUCAGUUCGACUUCCACAGCUUCUCGCUACGAAAGGGUCAGAUUCGUGCUUACAUCGAUAUGGUCAGAUGGGAAGAUCACCUUCGCGACCAUCCUUUCUUCACUAGGGCAGCUACUCAAGCAGUCGAGUUAUACAUACGUUUGGCAGACAACCCCAAGUUCGCGAAUACAGACGAGCUUGAUUUGGAGAAACUAGAUCCUACAGAGCGCAAGAAAGCUGAAAAGAAGGCUAAGAAGGAGCGCGAGAAGGCUGAGAAGGCUGAGGCCGAACGCAAGGCGGCAGCUGCAGCAAAAGCAACUGCCAAGGGUGACGAUGGUGAGACUAAGAAGGAGGAUCAAGAUCCAAAUGGCGAGAAGCUUCUUCAGACGAAGCAACCUCUAGAGGACGCACUACGUUUCCUGCAGCCGAUGCUCGAGCUAGCGCCAAAGAACAUCGAAGCUCAGAACGUAGGUUUCGAGGUCCACCUCCGACGAAACAAGUUUCUGCUCGCGUUGAAAUGUCUGCAGGCCGCACGAGAAAUCGACCCGGAGAACCCCAAGCUGCACGAGCAGAGCGUUCGCUUCCGUCAGGCUCUCGCCAAACCUGCCGAGCCACUCUCAUCCCAAGCCUCAGAGGUCAUCAAGGACUCGUUUACCACACCGCCCGCGGAUGUAGACCUUAAAGCUUACAACAACGACUUCCUCAAAAAGCACUCACAAAGCGCAUCCCAUCUGCAGUCGGGAUACAAUGUCCGAUACAUCCUGGACAACAGCUCAAAAUCUCAGAACGAGCAGGACCUACAGAAGACUCUGGAAUUAUCGAGCAUUACGAUAGAAGAAGCCCAGUCUGGACUUGCGUUGCUCAACCAGUGGGGGAGCGAACAGAAGGUCAAGGACGACUACAGGGCGAAGGCCGCAGGUCGUUGGAGCGACGCUACCGCUUUCAAGAACUAA